ACGUGCUUUUCAUCUAAAGGCGAUGCCAGUGAUUUGUCCUAACCUCUACAAGCAAUGGUAAUUGUCAAUGUCUCACUUGACAAACAAGUAUGGCGUAGUUGGGAUAUUGAAAACAAAGUGCUACAUUAUAAUUUUAGUUUCAUUGUGAAGUAUAUCUUCUCCAGUGUUGUGAACAUGGAUGCGGAUAUAGUAAAAUGGAGCAACAAAGAAGUUCUUGAAUUAUUACAUAAAGAGAAAUUAAGUAGUUUAAUUGUAGAAAUUUGCAAAUCUCAGGAUAUCGAUGGUCGAUGUUUGCUAUCUUUUCUAGACAGAGAUUUUUACGACUAUCCAUUUGAUAAGUUAAAACUAGGCGAUCGAAAAAGAUUUAUUUUAUUAGUGAAGAAGUUGCAAAAAAAUAAUAGAAAUGCUAUGUGUGAGCUGGGUUUAUUUGAUGAUUCAUUAUCCAACCCCGCGACAAAUAUAAACUUUGUUGGCACCAAUUUAUCACAUUUAAGUUAUAAUCUUCAUAGUCAAUUACAAAAUGAGGUGUAUGGAAGAAGUACAGACUGCGUGACCAAUUACACAGACAUAAAGGCAUCAAAAUUAAAACCAGAGAUAUGGAAAACAGCCAUCGCAUUGGGCUAUCUUUUCUUAGUGACCUGGGUGACGGCGGUGGUCAUGGUAAUAGUGCAUGAUAAGGUCCCAGAUAUGAAAAAGUAUCCACCCCUUCCUGAUCUCUUCCUGGAUAAUGUGCCCCAUAUUCCAUGGGCUUUUGAUAUGUGUGAAAUUACUGGUUCUCUACUUAUGGCUAUUUGGCUAAUAGUACUUUUUUUCCAUAAACAUAGGUUUAUAAUUCUUAGAAGGUUCUUUGCUUUGGCCGGGACUGUGUUUCUGUUGCGAUGUUUUACAAUGCUAAUAACAUCGCUGUCCGUACCCGGUUCUCACUUAAAGUGCGAGCCUAGAUUCUAUCCACCUGCCGAUGAUCUGACUGUCUGGGGGAGAAGACUACAGCAGGCCUACGACAUAUGGAGUGGUGCUGGAAUGUCAGUCAGGGGCGUGCGGACUUGUGGUGACUACAUGUUCUCUGGGCACACAGUCGCUUUGACUCUACUCAAUUUCUUCAUCACUGAAUACACCUCCCGAAGCCUGUACCUGAUGCAUAUACUGACGUGGGUGAUGAACAUGUUCGGUAUUUUCUUCAUUUUGGCUGCGCACGAGCACUACUCCAUCGACGUCUUCAUCGCCUUCUACAUAACAUCGCGGCUCUUCCUCUAUUACCACACGCUCUCAAACAACCAGGCGCUCAUGCAGAACGAUUCUUCUAGGACUCGAAUAUGGUUUCCGCUGCUGUCAUUCUUCGAAUCCGAGGUGGACGGGAUCGUGCCGAACGAGUACGAGGGUCCCGUGACGAUCCUGAAUAACUUGAGGCAGUGGUUCGUCCAGCUCGUGACGGACGUGAAGACCUCAUCGAUGGCGAAGAUAGCGGGAACGAAGCUACAAGAGGGCGCUGCCAUGGGGGAGUACUCCGUGGUCAGACUAGUCGACGGCAUCAAGAGGAACCUCAGUCUCGUGGAGGAGUUCAAGAACUCGCGCCAGAGGCUCGUCACCCUCGACAAGAACGUGCAAGCCUGCUUGCUUGACGAGCUCCCCGACGGUGAACACAGAAUUGAGGACCUGAGGGAAUCCUUUCGCAGAGACUUCAGCAGUCCACCCACUCCGGUCGUCAAGAAAAAUAUAUGAAACGUCAUAGAGGCUACUUCGUAGUAACAUUUCGGGUAGACGUACGCCGAGACUUCAGAUACCUGAGCGUUAUACAUUUCCAUUGUAGAUUUUAUAUCAAGUUAUUCCAUAUUUAUUGUUAAGUUAAGAAUUUAGGAAAUUUUUAAGGAAUUUAUUUGCUCAAAGUAAUAAUCAUGAAAUAUAUUAUGCUUUCAUCUUUACG
Molecule: messenger RNA, 1921 nt
Organism: Pieris brassicae (large cabbage white)
Lineage: Eukaryota; Metazoa; Arthropoda; Insecta; Lepidoptera; Pieridae
Product: ceramide phosphoethanolamine synthase-like
Exons: 6
Coding region: 55-1719 (554 amino acids)
Biological process (GO): ceramide biosynthetic process
Cellular component (GO): Golgi membrane; endoplasmic reticulum membrane
Molecular function (GO): sphingomyelin synthase activity; ceramide cholinephosphotransferase activity
Source: RefSeq, a predicted model, not a curated record